Molecule: messenger RNA, 1587 nt
Organism: Zootermopsis nevadensis
Lineage: Eukaryota; Metazoa; Arthropoda; Insecta; Blattodea; Termopsidae
Product: UBA-like domain-containing protein 2
Molecular function (GO): protein binding
Source: RefSeq, a predicted model, not a curated record
ACAAUCUGACGUCAUUCAUGUCUGGGGAUGAGUAGUUUUGAAAACAAGUCGUGUGGUGUUGUGAUCCGGUGUGAUAUUUUAAUAGAAUUUGCAGAAGAUGGACUCAUUGAGAGAACAAGUGAUGAUAAAUCAAUUCGUAUUAGCUGCAGGUUGUGCAAGAGAGCAGGCGAAACAAUUGCUACAAGCCGCACACUGGCAGUUCGAGACUGCCCUAAGUAUAUUUUUUCAAGAAGCCGCCAUUUCCAGUUCCCCUCAAGGUCCAGGAACUCAUUUUGGUCAGGUAUGCACACCAUGCAACACACCAGCUACACCGCCUAACUUUCCUGAUGCACUGUUAGCUUUUUCAAGGAUGUCAACAGGUGGAGACAAACUCAGUUCUUCACCAUCAGGAUUGUUCUCCACGUCUCCCAACCAGAACACCCAGCAGCAGCAGCAGCAGCCACAACCACAGCAGCAGUAUCCAGUGGGACUGCAGUGCCAACCUGGCCAGCAAAGUAACGGGCUCAGUGUAGGGGUUGGCCUGGGUGUGGAGUUGCAGAGAUAAGCUCGAUGAUAGUACUCUUAUUAUAAAUUGUAACUAAAGAAAGAAACGAGGGAAAUGCUAUUACUGAGAUGAUGAUGUUCAUCCACUGCAGAUGGCAGAGCUGUUACCAUUGCUUUUAAGAGCUAUGAGCUCAUCCCCUCCAGCAGAAUAUAUACUCCAUUGCAGUGGGAGUUUAGUACAAGGAUGUUAUGUAAUUUAAUGAGGGAAUGUCUUUUUUUUUUUUUCCCUUCAGAUGAUGAUUUACAUCAUAACCCUUUGACAGUUUUCUGUCCCUUCUUCAAUUAACAGUUGUUUAUGUUGCAAUGAUGUUGAAAGGUUAGACAAUAAUAGUUGAUGUAUUGUUUAUGUACACACAGUUCAAUGAUUCCUUAUGCUAAGGAUGUGAAUCAUAUUGUGUAUCACGUGGUAUAUGUAGCCAUAAGUGUAAUGUGUGUGAGUGUAUGAGUGAUAUAAUCAAAGUGUAUGAUUAUAAUCAUGUUUUGUCAACAUCAUGGCAGUAUUUGAACCAUGUUCUUGCUACUGCCAACAAUAUCUUUGUGACUUUCCCUCCCCAUAAACAUGUUGCUAAGUCAUGUUUGUUUGAUUUGUACAAUGUUCAGUUUUAUGUCCUAACAAAAAGAAUUAUGUAGACUUUAGAUUUUUUAUUGCUAUUACUAUAUAUCUUCUAACAUGAUGGUAGUCAUGUUGUAUAUUUGUCGGUAUUCCUAUUUUCAAGAAAGUGUAAAUAAUACUGGAUAUUUUUGAAAGUAAAAUAUGCUUAUGACAGUUUUGUUGAUUUAAUAUAAGUUGUGAGAGUGCAAGAUUGGAAGGGGAUAGACAUCUGGUAUACUGUAUUGUAUGUCACAUUUCAUGCUAGAAAUGUUGUAAAUAUGUAUUAUAGAUUUUUAACCAUUUUGAUGUGAAUCAUCUACCUGUGUUUACUUAUGUUCCAGUGGUCAAGAAAAGCUAAAACACUGUCAUUUAUGAGGGUUAUCAUUAUGUUGUGAUCAUUGUAAGGUCCAUGGAGAAAUGAAACUUUAGUAGAUGAAACUCUUUUAAGUUUC